Messenger RNA from Callorhinchus milii (elephant shark), 2454 nucleotides. It is a transcript of the gene mfsd8l1, whose product is annotated as major facilitator superfamily domain containing 8-like 1. Gene Ontology annotation, molecular function: transmembrane transporter activity. Bases 49 to 1530 code for a protein of 493 amino acids. The record is from RefSeq and is a predicted model, not a curated record. The transcript has 13 exons. Gene Ontology annotation, biological process: transmembrane transport. Lineage: Eukaryota; Metazoa; Chordata; Chondrichthyes; Chimaeriformes; Callorhinchidae.
CGUAACCGCGGGCGCUGUGGGGGCGGCCCAGAGGUGGUUGCGGUCGCUAUGGAGCUGCGGACCCGGCGCCGCCUGACAAACAUCAGCAUCGGCCUCCUCUUCCUCUUCAGCGGCAUCGAGUAUGCUGUUAUCCUUCCGACAAUCUGGGCUUACCUUCAGACACUCAAUGCCGAACCUUAUUUUUUGGGCUUGGGACUGUCUGCAUUCAGCUUCACUGGGCUGCUCGCGGGCCCCAUCUUUGGACACCUGUCAGACCGAACCCGGAAGACCAAGUCAAUCAUAUUGUUUGCCAAUUUGUUUGAGAUUGCGGGCAAUUUCAUGUACUUCAUGGGCUAUUCAAAAUGGUUACUGCUGGCAAGUCGGCUCGUAGCAGGGAUUGGCACGGGCGCGGGGGCAUCGAUAUUCGGCUACCUUACGCGUUCCACUACGUCCGAGGAACGAGCCACUGUGUUUGCUGUUGUGAUGGCUGCCCGACAGGCUGGACUGCUGAUCGGGCCAGGAUUUAAUCUAUUCCUGAGACUCUGUAAAUUCAAGCUGGGGCCAUUUGAAGUGAAUAAGUACACAUCACCUGGGCUGUUCAUGUGUUUUAUGUGGAUCGUUCUUCAAAUAAUUAUAGUCUUUAUGUAUUAUGACCUUCCCGUGGUUCACAAAUACGAUCAUCAAACAACAACAGCGGUUUCGGGCCCAUUGGAGGAGGAAGUAAAGGCCCUGGUCCAGUCUGAUGAGGGCUUUGAGGCUCCGGAGAACUUGGGGUACGGUAGCAUUAACGACAGUGAUCAGUUACUGGCUGCCACGACUGGUGGGACGGUCGAAGACGAGUAUCGGUACAUCCCCAACGGGCAUGUAGAGGAUGAAGACAAACGGAACGAGAGUCCCUUGCACAAUUUCAGUGCCACUAAAGAGUAUCUCCGUGAGGAAGUGGUGGUGGUUCUUACAGCCCAGUUCAUUACGCUCUUCAAUCAGACAGCUCUAGAGACAAUGGUGACUCCGAUUACCCAGAAAUAUUUCAACUUUGGAGAGCUGGAGAACAGUCUGAUGUAUUGUUUAUGUGGGGUUGAGGUGAUAGCUGGAUUCUUUUUUGUGAGGUGGCUGAGUGCAAAGUUUGCUGAUCGCGUCAUCCUAGCCGUGGGGCUGAUCAUAUGCAAUGUUUCUUGUGUCUGGUGCUUAAUCUUCCUGGCGAACCCCAGAGGGAGCUUUGCCACCUUACUGUCCGAGUUUGUAGUCGGUGUGUUCCUCCAAAUUCUCGGCCUGCCAUUUGUUGCCGUUUCGCAAGUCUCUUUAUUCUCAAAGGUUACAGCAGAGAAAACACAAGGGUUUAGUCAAGGACUACGGCGUUCAGUGGGUGGGAUCGCUACAAUACUGGGCCCAAUGUGGGCAGGAGGACUCACUGACAAUCUCUAUGUGAUGCUGGGAGUGAUGAUGGGUCUUCUGGUGCUUCUGACUGUGAUGGUGACCUUUUCGUACAGCUAUCUGGUCGAACCUUGUCCUGUUGUAGAUUUCACAUGUGAACAGGAAGAGUGCGGAGGAUGAUAACUGCGAGAGACAUACGUGUCCCAAGGAGGAAAAAAUACCAGGUCUCUGAAGGAUCUGUGCUGCUAUUGUGAAUUCUGAAGCACCUUCUGUGACAUUUGGUCCCAUAUUUAAUAUGAACACUAUGUGCAGUUUUACUUUGUCUGUAUAUCUUGGCAACUGGAAGGGGGGGUGGGGGGAGAAGGAUGGAAGAAUCGAGGUGACAUUUCCAUUUACUAUAAAAAAUUGAUGUUCGAGAGAACAGUGCAAGAUGUGAAGAAAUCAACGCAGUGUAUUCCUGUCUGUCUUAGGCCCUGUACAGAUACGCAAUGACAUACACAUGAUCUUGAAGGCAUUUUAGACAUUGCAAGCCUUGUGGUUUUGUGUGGCAGUUUGUUAAUAAAAUAAAUCAAUGUUACAAAACAAAAUAGAGUUUCAAAGAUAAUGCGAGCCUCCGUUCAGUAUUUGUUCAGCCGUGACCGCGGGUAUCAAUAAUUAAGAUGGCAAUCUCGAGGACAACAGAUGCUGCCACUUUGUGAAAAUCCUACACUUGUCAUGAUUUAUUUAACUGGGGCAUGUUUUGUAUUGAUGCCCAGUUCACUGUGUUCAAAGCCAGCAAUAAAUUACUGAGUAAUGUUGUGGUCCGUUUACAGCUUAAAAAAAAAUUAGCUCCUGAGAAUCUCUUAUCAAGGCAUCGCAAUGCCCUGGAGCAUCUUUGUACUCUUUCGAAUAUAUUUCGGAUCUACAGAUAUUUCGGGAAAUCGAUUGAAGUUUGGAGAAGCGAAAUUUAAGCACUGUUCCAGGAAUUCUGCAUCUGUAUUUACUUGAUUUUGCUGUAAUCUGUCAAGUGUUUGUUUCCGAAUUAUUCUUGAGCUCACUGACUCUGUGCCAAGCGAGGCAUCAGUUGAAAUAUUGUUUUACAAUAAUAAAUCCUCAUCCAAACCA